Molecule: messenger RNA, 2601 nt
Organism: Brassicogethes aeneus
Lineage: Eukaryota; Metazoa; Arthropoda; Insecta; Coleoptera; Nitidulidae
Source: the annotation of a GenBank genome assembly
AUGACAAUUACAUCACUCAAUGUGGUUGAUGGGACAAUAGGAAGAAAAAAGUUACCAGGACUCAAGAAACGAUACUUGAUCAUAGGCUUCAUCUUAGUAAUUAUAGUCAUAUUGGUCGUAUUAUUUGCUACAAACGUCAUCAAAACUGGCAGUUCGGAUUCCAACGAAGAAAUAUUGGUUCCAGCAAAUCCAACGAAAAAAUUGCCAUUGUCAGCUUCAAAACUACAUAUAUUCAAUAAUGGUGCCGUUUGCUCAGAUGCCAUACCUUGUUCAGAAAUUGGAAAGGGUAUUUUAAAAAAAAAUGGUUCGGCUGUCGACGCAGCUUUGGCAACAAUGUUUUGCAACGGUGUUUACACAAUGCAAAGCAUGGGAUUGGGUGGCGGAUUUUUGAUGACAAUUUAUAACAAAGCCGAAAACAAAGCAUAUUCGCUAAACGCUAGAGAAACUGCACCAAUAAAUGCCAAGCCUGAAUUGUACAAAGACGAUGAAAACAAAUCCAAAAAUGGUCCCUUGUCGAUAGCCGUGCCUGGAGAACUAAUAGGUUAUUGGGAAGCACAUAAAAAAUUUGGAAAACUUUCCUGGAAAGAAGUUGUUGAACCAACCGUGGAGUUUUGUUAUAAGGGAUACAACAUGUCAAAUCAUCAAUCAAAUUCAUUAAAUUUAAACGCUAUAAUCAAGGAUGAUGUAAACAUAAAAGAUUGGUUAAUAAACGAGGAUGGUUCUUUCAAACAGCCAGGAACACAUGUUAUACCUAAAAAAUUAUGUGACACAUUACGUACUAUCGCCGAUACAGAUGGUUAUGCUUUGCAUAAUGGCAGCCUAUCCAAAAUCUUUUUGGAGGAUUUAAUGGAAGCUGGAAGCAUUUUAACUGAGGAAGAUCUUUUAAAUUACAAACCCGAAUGGCAAACUCCAAUCUCGGUAAAACUCCGGGACCAAUAUUCUCUAUACUCGGCGCCACCUCCGGGUUCCGGGACAUUGUUAGCUUUUAUCAUCAACAUUUUAAACGGAUAUAAUUUUACUAAACAGGACAUGGAAGGAACUGACAAUAUAGUAUUGACGUAUCAUCGAAUUCUUGAAACUUUUAAGUUUGCUUAUGCCAAGAGGACUGAAUUUGGGGACAUGAAUUUCGUCAAUGUUACCGAGCUUAUAUCAAAUUUGACCUCUCCAGAAUAUGCAAGCAUGAUCAGAAAACAAAUUUCGGAUAAUUCGACCAGUGACGACCCAAAACAUUAUGGAGCAGUAUUUUACAACAAAGAAGAUCACGGAACAGCGCAUAUAUCUGUGAUGGCACCUAAUGGAGAUGCAGUAUCAGUAACCAGCUCACUAAAUAUUUACUUCGGAUCCGGCAUUACAUCCAAACGAACUGGUAUUAUUUUAAACAGCGUUAUGGACGAUUUUUCGUUUCCAUAUUUCAAAAACUAUUUCGGCUUACCAGGAUCUCCAAGCAACGAGAUGAAGCCUGGGAAAAGACCACUUUCCUCCAUGACCCCAACCAUAAUGGUAGAUAAGAACGGAGAUGUAAAAUUGGUUGUCGGCGCUUCAGGAGGAACCAGAAUAACCACUGCAGUCGCACAGGUCAUACUGCGAACUCUUUGGUUUGGAGAAAACUUAAAAGAAGCUGUUGAUGCUGCCAGAAUACACCAUCAACUUUACCCUAAAAAUGCUGAUUAUGAAUAUGGAGUUUUACAGUGGACACGGAAUUUCGAACAAAAUAAUUUGGUUUUCCUUGUGUGAUUCUGUAAAUAGCAAAGAUGCAAUAAUGACCACAUUUGUUUUUGCUGUCAAAAUGGCAAGAAUUGUGAUAAUCACUUCUGCAGAAGGUAAGUUGUUUAUAAAGGCAGUUUAGAUUUUGAUGUUAACGGAAUGUAGUUUAAAAUUCCGUGUCCGCCACUGUACCUAGAGAUGCGAUUUGAAAAAAAACGGUCAGUUUUUUUUUUGUUUUUUUCAGGUUUUUUUUCAUUGUUUUUUUCAAAUGGUUUUUUUUCACAAUUUAGUUUUUUUUUCAAGAUUAGUCCCAUUUGCCUAAUUUUUUAGGAUUCAUGGACUAAAAUUAGCCACUAAAUGACAAUUAGUAAAUGUAAAUACAAUCUCGCGCCAAGCACGCGCCACCACCACCGAAUUGACCAAUAAGGGCCGCGCUUGUUUUGAUUUGGUCCUAAAAAAAGUAACUACUUAUAAUAUUUUUGAUUCAGCGCUUGAUUUUUUAAAAAGCUACCAAAAGCACUUUUUUCAUGAUUUUUCAAAUUCAUGUAGUGUAUGGAAUGGCAAAUUCUUUAUUUAACAUUUAUUCAUUGGUGGUAAAGUCAGAACAUUCCGUGGACCAGAAAACCAAAAAAAUCGAUUUUUUUUAUUACGGUAUUUGUUAGGAUUGAGCGUUGCACAUUUUUCAUCAAAAAAUCUCAAAACUAGAAACUUCAAGCUUCAAAUUGCUUUUUUACGGCUCCAAUACGACCACUUUUAACAAAGAUACAGCUAUCCGAAGAAUCGCAAAAUAAUUUUUUUUAUCCUUUAAUUUUUUGUAUUAGUGUAGAAGUUUUACAUUGCUACUGGUUUCUAAUGUGGAAACUACCAAAUAAUAAGAAAUCAGAUUUUUUAGUCUCG